CAGCUGUCACUCAAGGCGGCGGGGCUGAGGCCGGCGGCGGCGGCGGGCGGAGAGAGAGGCAGCUACGCCACAGCCCAGCGGCGGCCAUUCGUGGAAAAAUAGGCCGUCCCGCUCCUCCCAGCUCCGGCUGCGACCGGCCUUCUCCCCGCUACCCCCACCCCACCCUCCGCCUCCUCCUCCUCCUUCUCCUCCCCCCUAGAGCGGCGCCUCAGCGGGGCAUUAAUGCGGGAUGAGCGAUCAAAAGAAGGAGGAAACUAUGCCCACAGAGGGAGAGAAAUCUCCCGAGGCAGAGAAUAACAACAAUAAUAAUAAAAAAGGGAAAACUGGAGGCUCACAGGAUUCUCAGCCUUCACCUCUCGCUUUGCUAGCAGCCACUUGCAGCAAAAUAGGAACUCCUGGUGAGAAUCAAGGAACUGGACAGCAGCAGAUUAUUAUAGAUCCAAAUCAAGGUUUGGUGCAGCUUCAGAAUCAGCCCCAGCAGUUAGAACUGGUAACAACUCAGCUUUCUGGAAAUGCUUGGCAGCUUGUUGCUGCUGCUCCUUCUACUUCAAAAGAAAAUAAUGUUGCUCAGCAAGGAUCUUCUGUUGCCUCCAGUGCAGCAAGUCCCUCCAGCAGUAACAAUGGAAGUACAUCUCCCACAAAAACUAAAUCAAGCAAUUCUGCUGCAGCAACCCCUGGACAGUUUCAAGUCAUUCAAGUACAAAAUCCAAGCGGUAGUGUCCAAUACCAAGUGAUCCCACAGAUUCAGACAACAGAAGGUCAGCAGCUUCAAAUCAGCCCAUCUAAUGCUACUGGCCUACAAGACAUACAGGGUCAAAUUCAGCUUAUUCCUGCUGGGAAUAAUCAAGCUAUACUCACAGCUGCAAACAGGACAGCUUCGGGGAAUGUUAUUGCUCAAAACCUAGCAAAUCAGACGGUCCCAGUCCAAAUCAGGCCUGGUGUUUCCAUCCCACUCCAACUGCAAACUCUUCCUGGUGCUCAGGCGCAAGUUGUAACUACAUUACCUAUAAACAUUGGUGGAGUAACCUUGGCCUUGCCUGUGAUCAACAACGUGGCAGCUGGAGGAGGUUCAGGUCAAGUUGGCCAGUCUACUGAGAGUGGAGUUUCCAAUGGAAAUCAGCUGGCAUCUACACCUGUCACUUCUGCUAAUACGAUGCCAGAAUCUCCUUCCUCAUCUUCCACCUCUACGACCACUGCCUCCACAUCUCUAACUAGCAGUGAGACUCUGGUAAGCUCUGCAGAAACAGGCCAGUACACAAGCACAGCAGGCAGCAGUUCAGAGCAGACAACUGAAGAACCUCAAGCAACUGCUACAGACUCUGAAGCCCAGAGCUCCAGUCAGCUUCAAUCCAAUGGACUACAGAACGUCCAGGAUCAGUCGGGUUCCCUUCAGCAGGUCCAAAUCGUAGGUCAGCCUAUUCUGCAGCAGAUACAGAUCCAGCAGCCUCAACAGCAGAUUAUUCAGGCCAUUCCUCCACAGUCAUUUCAGCUCCAGUCAGGACAGACUAUACAGACCAUCCAGCAGCAGCCUUUGCAGAAUGUUCAGCUGCAGGCAGUGAGUCCAACUCAGGUGCUCAUCAGGGCUCCAACUUUAACACCAUCAGGGCAGAUCAGCUGGCAAACUGUACAGGUUCAGAACCUGCAAAGCCUUUCGAAUCUUCAAGUUCAAAAUGCUGGGUUGCCCCAGCAACUAACCAUUACCCCUGUUUCUUCAAGUGGUGGCACAACCAUUGCCCAGAUUGCACCAGUUGCUGUUGCUGGUACCCCCAUUACUCUGAACGCUGCUCAGCUUGCUUCUGUACCUAAUCUUCAAACAGUAAGUGUUGCAAACCUGGGUACUGCAGGUGUUCAAGUUCAAGGAGUUCCUGUUACCAUUACCAGUGUUGCAGGUCAACAGCAAGGACAGGAUGGAGUAAAAGCACAGCAAGCCACAAUAGCUCCUGUUACUGUAGCAGUAGGUGGCAUUGCUAAUGCAGCAAUUGGUGCCGUUAGUCCUGAUCAGAUAACGCAAGUGCAGCUGCAACAAGCUCAGCAAGCUUCUGACCAGGAAGUGCAACCUGGCAAGAGACUGAGAAGAGUUGCCUGCUCAUGUCCUAACUGCAGAGAAGGAGAAGGAAGAGGCAGCAAUGAGCCAGGAAAAAAGAAACAACAUAUCUGCCAUAUUGAAGGAUGUGGAAAAGUUUAUGGCAAGACAUCUCAUCUUCGAGCACACCUGCGCUGGCAUACUGGUGAAAGACCAUUUGUAUGCAACUGGAUUUUUUGUGGCAAGAGAUUCACAAGGAGUGAUGAGUUACAAAGACAUAGAAGAACCCACACAGGUGAAAAGAGAUUUGAGUGCCCAGAAUGUUCCAAAAGGUUUAUGCGGAGUGACCAUCUCUCAAAACAUGUCAAAACUCAUCAGAACAAGAAGGGUGGUGGAACAGCCCUUGCUAUUGUUACCUCAGGAGAACUGGACUCUUCAGUUACUGAGGUUCUUGGUUCUCCAAGAAUUGUUGCUGUUGCUGCCAUUUCUCAAGAUUCAGACCCAGCAACCCCUAAUGUUUCAACAAACAUGGAAGAAUUCUGAAAGGAUCAUUUAUAUGGACGCCUAGUGCUGCACUUAAGUUUACAUACCUUUCAGGAUAUGGAAGUGGGCUGGUAAAAUGGAUUACAGAGCAGGAAAUCAUGUGUUCAGUCAUGACUUCUGUAAAUGUUCCAGGUUGGAGGGUCAGCAUGAGAAGUGUACACCGGUGCAACAAGACAAAAAUUUCAAAAAUACAAACAGCGCAAAUUGAUGUCCUGACUAAACAGAUGGGGGAUUAUUAUUUGCAUACUGUACUUUUUUAGUUAUAUGUCUGUAUAUCAUGUAACAAUUUUAAAUGAACUUUCCUCCCCCCCCCCAUUUUAGCAUUGUAUGUUAAUGUGUUUAUAAAAUCAGAUAAUAUCAAUGUAAAACAGGGUGGACCUCGACUAGGAUUAAUAGUGUGUUGAUGAAGGUACUUUUUUUUAAAAAAUAGAUUUGUAAUAUUUUCAUGAGAACAUCCUUUUCCCAUAAGGCACAGCAAAACUGAGUACAGAUGGAAUGAUAGUGGCAAUAUUUUAGGUUUUUGCUCAGUCCAUAGAACACAUCAGUUGAUUUUGGCCGUCUUUUCUCAAAUUUUGGAAUUACUCAAAUAGCAGCUAAAUGAUGUAUGCUGCAAAGUGGUUCUGAGGUGGAUCUCAGAUUAAGUUUGACCACUACAUUGUAGUAGUGUGUAUAAAUGACAAUCAGUGAGUUCUAAUUCCUCUCUUUGUUUGGAGAGCUAAGGUUAUGUAGAAUUAGUGUAUACAGUAGAAAAGAUAAAACAAUAGAAAUAUAUUAACAUGAGAUUUUACAAAAGUAAUGGUAACUUUAGGUAGGAUGAAAAACAAAUAUGGCAACUUUUGUGUCAAAUGUUGGUAUUUAAUUUCAUCAUAUUUUAAAACAUCUGUGGUCCAUUUCUAACUCAUAGGUAACAUGAAUCAUAAAAACUCAAUCUUAAGUAUUUAAAUGUUUUAAUUUUGUUAGGUCAUGGAAAUUAAUCAGGCAAUUGAGUGUUGUAGCUCAUUCUCCAGUAUCUUCUUCCUGUAAAUAUUACUGACUGUGGUUAAUGUGCCGAGUUCUUUCUGCUUUGACUUAAUAGCCAAAGAAAAGAAUUAAUUAUCAAAUUUUAACAAACAAAAUGGUAUUGAAAGUAAACAUUUUUAUAUUUCCCCCCUAAUGUUACUGUCUUUAUUUUUUCUUAAAUGAUAAUAUGUGGGCUGGUAGUAAAUACCUGUCUUGCAAGGUAGGUAGACCUUAUCAAGUCUUACAUUGAGCCUCCAACCACAAAACAAACUGGGGAAAAAGGAAUAUAGUUUUCUUUUUACUACGCAGCUUUUGAUUUCAAAGGUUUGGUUACAUUUUCAGAUGUGCUAGUUUAUUUGGGAAAAAAAGGAAACAAAAAAUGACAACCACAGAAAAACCCCUGCAUAUUGUGAAAACUCCACUACGUACAAGGAGGAAAGAUGGCCAAAUAUUUCAUACUCAGGAUUUUUAAUUACUUCAUGACCAGUUUUGUAAAAAAAUUUAUGCACCAAAAUAUUUUUGAUGUAACUAAAGGAAGUACAGUGCAAGAAGGGUAAGGUGUUUGCUGGUUUUGGUUUUUCCCUACAAAUUACAAAAGGAAGAAUGUGUUUGGUAUCUGUUGGUUUGAGAAACAUAACAGAUACCUUGUGCAUUUCCUCACAAAACAUAUACUUCUCAUCUGAAUACUUUAUCAAUCUUGUGGUGUGUUCUGUAUUUUUGAAGCAAGAGAAAUACCAAUCAUUGUUUACACUGUGUACACUUUAGGCCAGCCCUUUGUAGCAAAAUACUAAGCUGAAGGUAUUUUAUACUUUCAGUUUACAUAAAAAAAAAAGCUUUGAGAUUAAAGAAAAACAAUUUUACACUGUGGUUAUAAAUUUCAAGUUUCUUAAAGCUUUUGUAGACUUGUAACAGAGUCUUUAAAUUUUAGUUGGGUUUUGUACAUUAUUUUGUAUAUUUUAUUUAAAGUACUCUUACCUGAUGUAUCUGAAUUUAAAGCAUCAGAGUCAAUUAGAUGUUACAUUUAAUACAGAUGAACAUUAGGUAGUAUUAACUGUUAAUUUUAUUAUAUAGGAAAUGAAACGUCAAAUAUAUAUUUUAUCAUGCUUCACAAUCAGUGCUAUAAAUUUCUUUAUGCAAAGAAAGAACUUUCCUAAUGUUAAUACCAUGUUUCCUAGAAGUUAACAAUUUUUGUAAACUGAAGUUAUGAGCAUUCUGCACAACCAUUUCAUAUAUAAUUUUUUCAUGCAUACUUAUGUAUGCAGAUAGGAAACUGAAGUAAUUUUUAAUCUGCAAUGAAUCCCUCUUAUAGAUGUAUCAGAAUCUAAAUCUGGUUGGCUUCAUAGCAUCUCAAGAACAUUAACUUGUGUUAGCAGGUGCACAUUUUACCACUGGAAUUAGAAACAUUUUGCCAGUCUGUUCUGCAUACCAUUCUGAAUCCACUUUUCUGUCUUAAAAGGAUCGUAAAUUUCAGUGUCCUUUAUUUGACUCAGUGGGAUUUAGCUGUUGUAAGUAAUAGGGCACAGAUGUGCAGUAGUAUCUUGUUUAAUGGCAUUUCACUGUUCAUUCCCUAUGCCACCGUUAAAAAUUUUGCUUUAUUGUAAUUAUCAGUGCAAAGUGUAUUUACCAUGGUAGAACUCCAGUGUUAGAAUAGUUUUUUUCUUACAAUAUACUUUCUUUGGUUAGGUUUGUGUAUGUGUUGCCGAUUACAUUAGAAAUUGGUGUUAAGUCAUUAUUUAUCACAUUCUUUCACGAGAGCAGUAAUAAAAGUGUGUAAUCUAGGAGAAAAAGUUAAUUUGUCAGAGUUAGGUAAGCAUGAUGUUUAGGUCCUAUUUUUCAAUUUUAUAACUGUUUUAUUGCAACAAUAUUUGUAUUUAAGUCUUCAUUUUAAUGCCUUGUGGUGUUUUUUUAUGCAUGUCACUGAAUUGUCAUCCCGCAAGAAUUGAUGUGCAGCAUAGGGUAUUAAAUCUACAUAAUGAUUUUGAAACAGAAAAAUAGUUGAUGGUAAAAAUGUAAAUGUUUUGCAAAAAUUCCUUAUAAAAAAGUUUUGUAGUAAUAUUUCACUUGUAAAUUUUUCUAAAAAAAAAUGGAAAAGGAAAAAAAUGAGAGUAACAUUUCCCCACAUCUAGAAUUUAGAAAUUAAUUCUGCCAGCAAAGCCUGUAAGGCAUUAAUUUGACACUUUUACAAUGCUGAUUUGUAUAAUUUUUUGGUGGGUUUGGAACUAAAAUCAUGUACAAGUUGUUGCCUGCAAUAACAUUUUGCAAGUAACCUAUUAAAAUUCCCUUGAGUUU
Molecule: messenger RNA, 5854 nt
Organism: Calypte anna (Anna's hummingbird)
Lineage: Eukaryota; Metazoa; Chordata; Aves; Apodiformes; Trochilidae
Gene: SP4
Product: Sp4 transcription factor
Exons: 6
Coding region: 230-2566 (778 amino acids)
Source: RefSeq, a predicted model, not a curated record